Molecule: messenger RNA, 619 nt
Organism: Cucumis melo (muskmelon)
Lineage: Eukaryota; Viridiplantae; Streptophyta; Magnoliopsida; Cucurbitales; Cucurbitaceae
Exons: 2
Coding region: 163-504 (113 amino acids)
Source: RefSeq, a predicted model, not a curated record
CAGCCUUACAAUCAUAGUAGCGGGUCCAAGUCGUUUCUACAACGACAGUAUGAGCUCGCUGAAAGAAGAGGGCAGCCGGUCGAUCGUGUGGAAUUGUUCCGGGAAACACACGUUCGAGCUGGGACAUUCGUGUCACAGGCCGCCGAGGAUGCGCAUAAUCAAAUGCUGGAACUCCAAUCCCAGCCUACCCCAGAGGGUAGUCAGCCACUCUCUGAGGAUGAGAUAUGCGAUCAGGUGUUGGGUAGACGACCAGGCUACUCAAAAGGCCUUGGUUGGGGACCCAAGCCGAAGGCCCGCAGAACGGCAAGUCCAAGCAGUUCGUCGACAUCUUGUUCGCAGUCCACACAAAAAGAGAUUGAAUUACAAGCUAAACUUCAUGAAGCUUUGGAACGGAUUGAAAUACAAGAUAGAAAUCACCAAGCAUUAGCUUCACAAGUGGAAGCUAUGAAAAAGAUGAUUGAAGACCUAACUCGUGCACAACAGGGACCACCACAUGAUCCCUAGCCCUGCGGUACGUCGUAUAUGUCUCUAUUAUUCUUAAGUUUUUGCAAUAUAUGAUUAUGUAUUAAACUUAGUUAUUUUUAUACCAUUUUUAGGACCGAAGGUGUAGAAUGACGCG